Molecule: messenger RNA, 306 nt
Organism: Knipowitschia caucasica
Lineage: Eukaryota; Metazoa; Chordata; Actinopteri; Gobiiformes; Gobiidae
Source: the annotation of a GenBank genome assembly
AUGGUAGUGCGGAAAACAACGAAACCGACACUGUACCGUGAGUGGAGGCAGGGAGAAGGGUGGACAGCGGCAGGCAGACAACGGCAGGCAGACGAAGUCCUGUUCCCGGUAUGGAAGCGGCAGGGUGCGCGGAGUAACGCCUGGCCGCGAGCAGCAGCGGCCACGGGGAGACGAGCGGCAGCGAGUUCGCAGGAGAGGACCCGCGGUGAGCCGCGGUGGAGACACAGCGACCAUGGCGCGCAGUCCCAAAAUAUGAUGUGGAAGAGGAGCCGCGACCAUGCAGGACGAACAAUGUGCGAGGCGUGA